AUUCACUAUAUCCGGUCUCCCAGGGCCCCGCAUUCACUAUAUCCGGUCUCCCAGGACCCCGCAUUCACUAUAUCCGGUCUCCCAGGGCCCCGCAUUCACUAUAUCCGGUCUCCCAGGACCCCGCAUUCACUAAAUCCGGUCUCCCAGGACCCUGCAUUCACUAUACCUGGUCUCCCAGGACCCUGCAUUCACUAUCUCUGGUCUCCCAGGACCCUGCAUUCACUAUCUCUGGUCUCCCAGGACUCUGCAUUCCCUAUAUCCGGUCUCCCAGGACCCCGCAUUCACUAUAUCCGGUCUCCCAGGGCCCCGCAUUCACUAUAUCCGGUCUCCCAGGACCCCGCAUUCACUAAAUCCGGACCCUGCAUUCACUAUCUCUGGUCUCCCAGGACCCUGCAUUCACUAUCUCUGGUCUCCCAGGACCCUGCAUUCACUAUCUCUGGUCUCCCAGGACUCUGCAUUCCCUAUAUCUGGUCUCCCACAGUACAUAAAAAAUGG
Molecule: messenger RNA, 495 nt
Organism: Staurois parvus
Lineage: Eukaryota; Metazoa; Chordata; Amphibia; Anura; Ranidae
Source: the annotation of a GenBank genome assembly